UUCGAAACGGCGGAGCUUCGCUGGCCGUGCCAUGACCCAGUCGGUGGUGGUGCAGGUGGGGCAGUGCGGGAACCAGGUGGGCUGCCGGUUUUGGGACCUGGCGCUGCGGGAACACGCCGCCGUCAACAAGGUUCCUGUGCCGUUUAACUAGUCGUGAGUGUAACUAUCCGGAGACCUUGAUAAGCCGGAGGGCUGGGUAAUCACCAACCGUAUGAAGUUCAACGAGGGAAAGUGCUGGAUUCCGGACGUGGGAUGGGACAACCUCAGAUGUACGUAUAGACUGAGGAAUGAGCAAUGCCACGGAAAGGGACCUGGGGGUCCUGGUGGAUGGCAAGUUGGAUAUGAGUCAGCAGUGCCCUGGUAGCCAGGAGGGCCAGCCGUGUCCUAAGGGGGGCAUCAGGCAAAGCAUCGCCAGCUGGUCGAGGGAGGGGAUUGUCCCGCUCUGCUCUGCAUUGGUGCAGCCUCACCUUGAAUAUUGUGUGCAGUUUUGGGCACUGCAACAUAAAAAAGACAUUAGGCUGUUAGAGAGUGUCCAGAGGAGAGCCACGAGAUGGUGAAGGGUCUGCAGUGGAAGCCAAAUAAGGAGUGGCUGAGGUCAUUAGGUCUGUUCAGCCUGGAGAAGAGGAGACUGAAGGGAGACCUCAUUGCAGUCUACAACUUCCUCGUAAGACGAAAAGGCAAGGCAAGCACUCAUAUCUUCUUUCUGGUGACCAGCGAUAGGACCCAUGGGGAUGUCCUGAAGUUGUGUCAGGAGAGGUUUAGAUUGGCUAUUACACCCAGAGGGUGGCUGGGAACUGGAACAGGCUCCCCAGAGAAGUGGUCAUAGCAUCAAGCCUGACAGAAUUCAAGAAGCAUUUGGAUGAUACUGUCAGGCACAUGGUGAGACUCUUGGAGAGUCCUGUGUAGAGCUGAGUUGGACUUGAUGAUCCUUGUAGGUCUCUUCCAGCUCAGAAUGUUCUGUGAUUCUAUGAUCCCUAAUUCCAGUCAACUUUCUCCAGCCUUUCCACCUUGAAAAGCCCAGGAUGUCUCCCUAAAGCCAGGCAUUACCAGGUUUAAGGCACUUAGUGGCAAGAGAAGUCUGUUUAGUGUAGGUUCUUUGCCACUGGCAGUAAAGCAGAAGGGCAGCCCCCCAAAUUCCACUGUUGUUCUCCAUUUUAGCUCAUGCCACAUACUUGCCAUACAGCUGUGCUAAAGAAAAUUGCACUGAAGAGGGCAUAGGAUUGUGCUGACUACCCUGAACAAAAUCACAUUUUCCUUGCUGUGACUAUAAAGAUACUGUUUCCUGGUUAACACAGUAUAUUAACAGAUAAUAAUGAGGAGUCUUCAAUGCCUUCUUUAGAAGCAACUGUAAAAACACAGUGGAUGAAGUUCAUGUUGCGUUCAGAGAGUCUUCUGGUUGUAGUGUAGUACAAAAGAGUGUCUUCCAAAUUCUCCGUCACCAGGUCUUGAUCGUGGUAGCAAUCUGUAAAUAAUAAUGUGAAAGUAUUUAAACUUGCUAGGUCUCUUUAGUUUUAUGGCUGGGUAAGUAAUUUGCGUGCUGUCUCUCAGCAGGGAGUUCUGGAAUCACUGAUGCAGUGUGAUGUGCUUUCCUUUUCAAAGAACUUCAUGGGCCUUAAGCCCACGAUGAACUGAGUGUUGUGUCAGUGAUGAACUGAGUCAGCUAAACAGCAGCUAUUAGAUUUAAUAAUUGCCUGGGGAUCUUCAGUAAGCUACUACAGUUGUCUAAUCUUGUGCUGAAAAAUUAAUUUUCUAGUUACGUCCUCCUGUCAGUUUUUAAUAACGAUGAUUUUUCAGUGAAAUGUUCUUUUUAGAUCUGACUAGAGCUAGCUGGAUUCAACAUAGAUGUUUACUCUGUUUCAAGCGGUGAAGUUUGACAAGUGACCUUCAGACGUCCCUUCCAACGUAAAUUAUUCUAUAAAAAAGCACUGAGAAUUUUUGAUGUUACGUAUCAUUUUGUGUUGUUUCCUUUUAGAAAGGAAUUUAUGAUGAAGCGUUAAGCAGUUUCUUUAGGAACAUAGAUACAAGGUAAGUUGUCUUAUCAAGAAGCUCAUGAGUGUAACACAGUGGAUCCACACUUCAAGUAUCUUCUCUUAACCUAAGUUAUAAUUUUCUUUGUUUCAAGUCAUAUUUAGUUUGUUCUAGGAAAAUAUUUUGCUUUUUUGUUUUCUUCUCAAAACGUAUCUUUACAUUUCUGGUUUAAGGAUACUUACUUCAGUAGUUAAAGAUGUUGAAAGUUUGGGUUAACCAAUUUAUAUCUUAAGAGCAUUCAGUCAUCUCUAAUCCGUCCAGUUAGAAAAAUCCUUGGAUUUGACCAACCUGUUUUUCUUCUAUGACAAGGUUACAGCACAGCAUGUGAUUUUAAUUAAAAUGGCUUUGAAAUACAAAUAGUUUUGUCUCAACUUUUACAACUUUGAAAGAACAAUGCAAAUGCAUUGGAAUUUAGGAUUACCAUUCCUUGUGGGUAUUUCCUGGAGUAACUUUUUUUUUUUUUAAACCCAGAAAAUUUGAUUGUAAAAAAAUGCCUAUAUUUCUGUACAAGCCUGGUGAAACCACCAAAUUUUUAACUGGCAGCUUGACUGCAAAAGAAUCAUCUGUUUUCUUUCUGAGCAACCUAGUCUAGUGGAAAGUGUCCCUGCCCAGGGCAGAGGGGUUGGAACUAGAUGGUCUUUAAAGCCCUUUCUAACCGAAACCAUUCCGGGAUUCUAGGAACGUGGAGAUUUUUUUUCAGCAAUUGAAUCCAAGUGAUUGAAGGAAUGGUCCGUCGCACAAAGACAAUAGGAAGAAAAAGAAGUGUUGUUUUGGGAAGGGUUUUUUUCCUCUUUGAGUUUUGUUAGUCCUUGAAGAGAAAUAGAACUUCUUUAGGUGUUUUUAGUCCUGCUAUAGUGGACUCAUAUAUGUGUUGUGUAGCCUAGAGUAAUCACAUAAGUACUGCUGUGAGCUGUUCAGCUAAUGAGAAGUGUCUGGAGAGCAGGUGGAAAGUCCUGGAGGAAUCCAGUACAGCCCCAUAUUCUCUUCCCCUCAUUUCUGAUGGGACUGUAGCAAAUUUUAGCUCAUGUUUUGGGAGUGUUUUUGUGGUAGAAUGUAGAAUAGUCUAAGACAUUCUUUAGUCUUGGCCAGCUCCCAAAUAAGGUAAAUAACUGAAGGGAAAAUUAGAUCCAUCUCCCAGUAUCCCUACCUUUUUUCCCCUGUGUUCAGUAUAGUUUGGCCAGACUGGAGUAUCUCAUCCUUUGAGUGCAGAAGCACCAGCAUUUGUUGUUGAGAAAAUAUGAUUGUAGCACAAUGCAUAGUCUCCUGCCUUGGCUCAGUACAACCAAUCCUGGGAAAGAAGUAGCUAUGCCCAUCCCAGCAUUAUUUCUGAACUGGCAAAUCUUCAUAGCAAAGUCAAGCUGUGCUCAGUGCAGUAACACAGGUUUCACACCUGAGCAGAAGUACAGCGUCGUAACAACCCCCACUAAAGAGCUCGUGGGGCUACUUGGUGCACUGUGUUCAAUUAUGUGAUGCGGAUACACAUAUCACAUGCUGAUAAAAGAUGAUCCUUUCAAGUUUUGGCGAACUGUAGAAUUCCUGCAGAGGCUGUAUCUGAGAGUAAGCGUUCAGUGCUUCUCUUUUCAGCUUCUUGAAGUAAUGCUUAGGCUGUUUCUGACUGAGAUCGUGUCCUGUAAUUGCAUUACUUCCGGGAAUUGUGAGGUCUUUCUUAGCAGUAUGUUCAGGGUGUUUCUGUUUGUUUUUUGUUGUCAUACUCUUCUGAACACAAAACACUAAAGAGAAAAUUUUAUUAUAGUAUGUAUUUUCUAUUAUGAAUCUGAGCUUAGAUCUUUCUGUUACUGGUUUUUUUUUUUUUCAGAAGUGGUGGUGAUGGCCCAGGUAUUUACAAAGGAAAAAUCUGCUCUUUAAAAGCACGAGCACUGUUGAUUGACAUGGAGGAGGGUGUGGUAAAUGAAAUUCUGCAGGGACCAUUGAGGGAUGUGUUUGAUAGCAAGCAGCUUAUCACAGAUGUUUCUGGUUCAGGAAACAACUGGGCUGUAGGUCAUAAGCUAUACGGCUAUCAGUACCGGGAAAACAUUGUGGAAAAGCUGAGGAAAACCGCAGAACACUGUGACUGUCUGCAGUGUUUCUUUAUAAUACAUUCCAUGGGAGGUGGGACAGGAUCUGGUCUUGGAACUUUUGUACUAAAUUUGCUUGAGGACGAAUUCCCAGAAGUAUAUAGAUUUGUUACUUCAGUUUAUCCCUCUGGUGAAGAUGAUGUUAUUACUUCUCCAUAUAACAGUGUUCUGGCUAUGAAGGAGCUUAAUGAACAUGCAGACUGUGUGUUACCAGUAGAGAAUGAAUCUCUGUUUGAUAUAGUUAAUAAAAUUAAUCAGAUGAUCAAUUCUGGGAAGCUGGGGUCAACCGUGAAGCAAAACAGCUUGGUAACAUCAAGUGCAGGCAGUGUAAAAACUCUCCAAGAGAAGCCAUUUGAUGCAAUGAAUAAUAUCGUAGCCAACUUGCUGCUGAACCUGACAAGUUCUGCUAGAUUUGAAGGUUCCCUAAACAUGGAUCUUAAUGAAAUCAGUAUGAAUUUGGUUCCAUUUCCUCGACUUCAUUAUUUGGUUUCAAGCCUGACUCCUCUGUAUACGUUGGCAGAUGUUAAUGUACCUUCUAGAAGGUUGGAUCAGAUGUUUUCAGAUGCAUUUAGUAGAGAUCAUCAGCUAAUUCAAGCAGAUCCAAAGCAUAGCCUCUACCUUGCCUGUGCACUUCUUGUUCGUGGAAAUGUGCAGGUUUCAGACCUUCGCCGAAACAUUGAAAGGUUAAAACCUUCUCUGCACUUUAUCUCCUGGAAUCAAGAGGGCUGGAAAACUGGUUUGUGUUCAGUACCUCCUGUGGGCCAUUCCCAUUCCCUUCUGGCUUUAGCAAACAACACCUGUGUAAAACCAACUUUCAUUGAACUCAAAGAGAGAUUUAUGAAGCUCUACAAGAAAAAGGCUCACCUUCACCAUUAUCUGCAAAUAGACGGGAUGGAGCAAAGCUGUUUUUCUGAAGCUGUGUCCUCUUUGUCUGACCUAAUAGAAGAGUACAAUGAACUGGAUGCUACAAAAGGUGGGCCUAGAACAGAUCCAUCAAGACUGAAGAUAGCUGUCUAAAGAAGGAAGAACUGCUUUUUAGUUUUUUUUGUUUGAAGAGAAUGAAACACUUCCCUAAACAUCCAGCCGCGUCAGUUAACCAGAAUGACUUGCAGCAUGCCUGGCUGUGGUAAUUCCAAAGUGGGACUUGAGGAGACAGUGCGGUGCCGGGACAACGGCUUCCUCAGCUCAAGAGUUGUCAUAUUAAGUGAUAAGCCCUGCCUGUAAAAAAGAUUUGACAGCACCUAAUUAUAGCUGAUAUCAGUAAGAGCAGUAAUCCUAGCUAUGGAGUAAAUUGACACACCAUAUGCUGUGAAGACAAGGAAGAGAAGUUUUAGCAGCCAAAAAUGUAAUUCUUUUCUCAGACUUUACAGUAAACUAAAGGUAGGCUUUGUUUCAAAGAAAGAUCACCAUUGCUAGAUUUGUUUUUAAUAAGCAACUACGAAGAGAAGAAAAGCUUAUGUAGUCUUUUCAAAGGUGAAAGCAAGUCUCUAAUGAAACUGCUUUCUUAAGCUUUACAGUGGACAUUUCAGAAUGCUCUAAGCUAUGUUCAUCAUUUUAAUAUUUUUGCUUCUCUGUUGUACUCAGCUAUAUUAGAGCAUUCUGAGUUGAUACCAAAAUUGGCAAUAUCAGAAAAUUCCACAAGAUAAAUUUUGUUUCAAGUAUUAUACUUGGAGUAUUAAAUAACAUAUUAUUUUAAUGAUUCAUAUUCAUGAAUGCUGAGUAGCACUUGAUAAUGAGACAAUACAGUAUACCUCUGAGCAAAACAUGCACUUAUAAUGAAGUUUUAUAUAUAUAUAUAUAAAGAAUUAUAACAACUGUUUGGAGAACAGAGUUUAUAGGCUUGAAAGAAUGCAAGUAAAAUAGAUGUUUUAAUAUUUAUAAUUAUCAGGGUAAGCAGCUUUUUAUAUUACAGUAAGAACUUUUACAAAAUAGAAUAUACAGCUAUUUCCAGUUGCUUACUAGCAUUGGCUGUCUUAAAACAGCAAGACUAGUGAACUGUUACAGAACAGAAUGGAUCAAUACAAUGAUUCUUGAAGCUUGAAGUCCUUCUAGCAGAGUUGGAGUGGGUGUAUAAGUAAGCACAAUUUCCAAUGUAUAUGUCCAGAAGCAUUCAAUAAAGCAUUGUGCUAGCAUUUGUUGAGAGCAUUUUUUAAGAAAAUGUUCUAAAAACAGUAGUUUCUUUGAAAUGUUGCAUCUUUUAUCUGCAGUUGCCUGCCCACUUUUUUAUUCCUUUAGAUGUGCACUGUUUAUAUUCACAACACUAGAGAAACACUAUCUGCUGCAAAAAGCAGUCUGAGUUUAAAGUUGAAUUCUUCAUUUUCAAACAGUAUUGAUGUGUUUUACUGUUGCAGAUACAUGGUAGAAAAGGUUAAUUUAAGAAUCAGCAAUGACAGAUGAAGUAUUACAGGGAAGUAUUUUUUUCUAAUAGGUUAGAACAUGUGGGGUUUUUUUUUGUGGGCAACACCUUGUUACAGUGAGACAUGAAGCUGUCUUGCUGUGCCUUUCUUAAUUACCAAAAAUUCUUGUUUGGACAGAACUACUGUAACGUGCAUCCUUCUCAAGAAUAUAUUUCCCCAUAUAAAAACAGUUACGUUAAAGAGAUGCAUUCUUGCUUGUGUUUUCCAGUGACAUUUAAAACAUGAGUGAGUAUUCACUUGUUAUUUCACUGCUUAUACUGUUUAUACUGCCAUAGUAUAAACACUGCUGUGGCAGAGGGUUAUGCUAACUCUUCAGGGUGUGAAUGUGCUUUUGCAUUCUCGAUGUGUUACAGUCAGUGGUGUAACUUGUCAUAGGACUUUGAGUUCAGAAAAUAUAUCUCCUGGAGCACUGCAAGUCCUCUGACAUACGCACGAUGUUAUCCACAUCAUCUUCCACUUGAAGAAGCCUUCGUUGGGACACUCAAACUGUACAGUGAUCAUUU
Molecule: messenger RNA, 7023 nt
Organism: Myiozetetes cayanensis
Lineage: Eukaryota; Metazoa; Chordata; Aves; Passeriformes; Tyrannidae
Gene: TUBE1
Product: tubulin epsilon 1
Exons: 11
Coding region: 3918-5120 (400 amino acids)
Biological process (GO): microtubule cytoskeleton organization; mitotic cell cycle
Cellular component (GO): microtubule; cytoplasm
Molecular function (GO): GTP binding; structural constituent of cytoskeleton
Source: RefSeq, a predicted model, not a curated record